UAGAGCUGAGUAGUUCAACUGCCCAAAAAUUUUAAUUAAAGGUCAAGUUUUAAAUGCUGUUCAAUUGCGAUUAAAUCAGUUUUCUAAGUGCUCACAAGCGGUAUACUAAAAAUAAACUCACUUUUAUUUCUGAGAACUAGAAAAGAGUCGCCGUAUCGGUCAUUACUACAUUUUUCUAAAAGCCUUUAAAGACAAGUACUUGUCUAAAACAAAAGAAAUGUUAUUAAGGCAACGACCCACUCAAUCUAGGCCUUAAUGGACUUUAUUCUCUGGCAAGCAAAUGGGUAUAAUGUAAUCACUGAUUUACUUGAGGUACUCCACAGCAGACCAGUUAAACACGACACACCGUGCAUGAGGGCGGACUGUCUAUACUCGUAUUCAGAUUCAACAAGCCGUGAAAUUUUACAGCAAUGUACAACAACUCAAAUCAAAGCAAUAAUCCCACAUGGGGAGGCGAGAGUUACGCCGCGUUUUACGACGCUGUCUGCGUUCUAAACGUGGUGUUCUCGCUGACGGCCUUUGCUGGAAAUUUCCUCGUCCUCGGCGCAAUUUGGAGCAAGCCAACUUUACAUAAACCAACUAAUAUUCUACUCUUGGGACUCUCGCUGUCUGACCUGGCAGUCGGUUUGAUUGUCCAGCCGUUGUUCAUUGUGGUUUUGAUUUACGAAGUGAGCCGAGAAAAAUAUCCAGUUCUUCGUCUAAUCUUCAGAUCCAUUCAAGCCUUCUUCGUCUCCGCUACAAUUUUGACGCUCACCUCGGUCAGCGUGGACAGAUGUCUUGCUCUCAUACUGCAUCUCAGAUACGUUGCUGUCGUUACCGUAAAGAAAACUAUCCUCGUACUCUGCCUCAUCUGGCUAGCAAGCGUGGUGUAUGCCGUAACGUUCCUCAUUGACAACGAGCUACGUCGCCCAGUUUCGUUCUUCGUUGUCACUCUAUGCAUCGUGAUAAACACAUCGACGUGCUCGACGAUUUAUCGCAUUUGUCGACGGCACCGAAUUCAGAUUCAGAAUCAAUCACUGCCAAACCAAGCCGAGGUCUUUGACAUGAAGCGUUACAGAAAAUCUCUCAUCACCAUGAUAGUCUUACUAAUGUUACUUAUUAUCUGUUAUACUCCUUAUAUUUGCGUUCGCGCUCUUAUUGCCUUCACCGAUUGGCCUAUCUCGCCUCGCAGAAUAUUUAUGUUGAGAUGGUCAGCCUUUCUUGUUUAUCUUAACUCGUCAAUCAAUCCCCUGGUUUACUGUUGGCGUAUUCCAGCGAUGCGCGUUGCAAUUAAACAGUUUUGGAAAUCAUUGCUUCAUCGUCAUUCAACUUAAAAUCAUUUCUCAUAAAAAACUGAAAAGAACAUUUAAUAUACAGUAACCAAAGAGAUAAGUGAUGUUAUUGAAGGUACAUGGGUAUGUAAGAUCGAUGGCAGUCAUAUAAUGUAAUUUGCGACAAACCUAUUCUGCACGGGCGUGGCGCAGGGAGCUUGGGACGGGUUUGAAGCGCGCAGUGAAUUAAUAGGCUUAGAGUCUGUAAAUGGUAUCUCCGAGAGGUUAGCAUGGUAGGACAUUCUAGGGUCAGCCUCCGCCGUGCGGGAGAAUUCAAGCCUGAUCUUCAUUUACUUUGUCAUACAGUAAUGAAAUGUUUCUUUAGCGUUGAUAUAUAGUUAGACUCCAGUAAGAUCCUAUGUUAGCAAGCAAUUUGUGCGGUAGUAUGUCGAGAAACGACAACUUUGAAACUUAAGAGUGCUAAUAUUAUCCCUAGGUCGGGUUCCCCGUUUAUUCCAAGCUGUUGGAUUGCAGGAGUUUCUUUCGUGUGCUCGUAAACCUAGUUUAAACCUUCCGAAAUGUCUUGCUAAACAAUUGUAACAUCUAUUGAGAUUAAAUAAAUGGUACUGCAGCUAACCUGGUCAGCGGGUCUGAAAUAACCGUGAUGUGUGUCCGGAUUUCUAGCAAAAAAAGUAAAUUAUUAAAGGAAGUUUUAAAGUUUACGUAAUAUACAUGGCUACUCAGUUCAAUCCAGAAUUUCACCAGGAAUUAGAUUUUAUAGUUUGGGCUUUUUGCGCACCCGCCCUGUACUCGACCCAGAAAUUAACCGGUCCCCCCUCCCCCCUACCCCAGUGCUAAUGCUACUCCAGUGUUGCAAUUUUUUUCUCGCUGACACAAAGUCGUUUAAUUAACAAAUGACAUCAUUUGAGAAUGAUGUCGCAAAAUAAAACAACUUGCGAAAUUGAAGUGCAAAUAUGUCUCUUUAAGACAAAUAUCUGAACUCAUAUGGUUACGGAAAAUAAUUAAGAGGAGUAUGUCUCAAUUGGGGUCCCAAAAAGUU
This is a messenger RNA of Orbicella faveolata, 2310 nucleotides long. RefSeq names its product adenosine receptor A3-like. The record is from RefSeq and is a predicted model, not a curated record. Gene Ontology annotation, cellular component: membrane. Gene Ontology annotation, molecular function: G protein-coupled receptor activity. Gene Ontology annotation, biological process: G protein-coupled receptor signaling pathway. NCBI's taxonomy places the organism in Eukaryota, Metazoa, Cnidaria, Anthozoa, Scleractinia, Merulinidae.